UAGAGAGAAGCACGUGAAUUUGCUCUACUACUUAGAGCCACGUUAACGGGGCAUUCGUGUCUUCACAGAAAAAAAUACAACUUACGGUGUGUGUACAAAUCUUGUGUGUGGAAAAAGAGAGGAGAAACAUGCACGCCUUAGUGAACGCCUUCAUGCGCUGCCUCUCCUUCCUCUUGCCUCCCUCUUGGCUUUGUGUCAGCUUUUGCUUGUGGGUUGGGAGCGAGUGCGAAGAGACGCUGCCGCGGCCCAAUCCCAGAGCUCGUUUCAAAAGCAGAAAGCCUCUUACAUAUGAGGAAGUAGCAGCAGUAGCAGCAGCAGCAGCAGUAGAAGCCCAAGGAGGCUCCAGCCCGUCGGUCUCACCAGGUCCAGGCUGUGUCUCGCUGGCUGCUACAAGCCCCGCUGCUCCUCAGGGCCCUCCGUCGGGUCGGAUUUGGAUCGGGGGUCUCUGGCGAGCCGUGGAGCGCGUCUUCGGAGCCCCCUGGGUCCCUCUCCGCCAUCACUGGUGCCCUAAGAAACGUCGAACAGCUUUACGCACCCCGUAUCCUGUCUGUGCUUGCGAGUCGAGCAAGAUUAAAAGCUUCCAGGGAGGCGCUGCUGCUGCCACUACAACCGAGGCAGUGAAGGGAGCUGCUGACGGCACCUUAACUUAUUCGAGGAAUAUGAGUGGGUCUUUGGAGAUACCCAAUCCGAACCCUGGGGAAUGCGCCUCAGAUGCGUCGGCGGAGCAGGGCUUCGAUGAGGUAAUCACCGUGGAUCAGCACACGCAGGAGAUGGGGACUGUGACGAUAACAGUGGCCAUUCAGGCGGCGGAGGACGAGGAGCCCGAAGAAGUGUCAUCAAAUAAUAUUGACUUUCUUGGCGGCAGUUGUAGUGAGGACGAAAUAGGAAGACAUGAUAAAUCAAGUGGUGCUGGGACCAGUGGAGGGGAGUUGGAGGAGGAGAGCUGGAAGCCCCCAGAUCCAGAGCUCAUCCAGAAGUUGGUUACUCAGAUCGAGUAUUACCUAUCCGAUGAAAACCUGGAGCACGAUGCCUUCCUGCUCAAACAUGUCAGACGCAACAAACUCGGGUUUGUCAGCGUCAAGUUGCUCACUUCAUUCAAAAAGGUGAAACACUUGACUCGAGACUGGAGAACAACUGCUUAUGCUCUGAAACACUCAAAGAUACUUGAGCUGAACGAUGAGGGGCGUAAGGUGCGGCGUAAAUCCACAGUGCCAGUCUUUGCCAGUGAGUCGUUGCCGAGCCGCAUGCUGCUGUUAAGUGAUUUGCAGAGGUGGCCAGAGCUGGCUGCUCUCACUAAAGAAAAUGGAGGCAGUGAGGGAGGAGCCACUCAGCAGGAGCAGCUGAUGAAGCUGUUGCUCAAAGCAUUCGGAACAUACGGUGCCAUUGCCUCCGUCAGAGUCCUGAAGCCUGGUAAGGAUCUGCCGGCUGACCUGAAGAGGCUGAGUGGUCGCUACACUCAGUUAGGCACUGAGGAAUGUGCCAUUGUGGAGUUUGAGGAGGUGGAGGCCGCUGUGAAAGCCAAUGAGGCUGUGGGGAGCGAGGACGGAGGCUCUCUGGGGUUGAAAGUAGUCCUGAUUGGUACCAAGCCACCCAAGAAGAAGGUACCAAAAGAGCGACCACGUGAGGAGGGAGGGAUGCGCAAAAGUCGCUCACUCAACAGCAGAGUAAGAGAGCUUCAGUACCACGGGGAGGACUCUGCCUGCAGCUCCUCAGACACUGAGAGCACCCCUACAUCCCCUAGGCUGGGCAGAAAAUCCCAGUCCUGCAAUAAGCUCAGCCCCACCACUGCAGGCAUCUGCUUCCAGAACAAUCACCUGAGUCCUGGUAUGUCCCCACGUAACAGUCCCUGGUCGAGCCCCCGUGCCAGCCCCUGUCCUCAGCGGAAAUCUCCUCAUUCCCAUAAGUCUCCCUUAGCCAGUGAGGGCAGACUGAGCCCUGAGCCUGGGCGUCGCUGGGCCGAUUACUCCUCAGACAGUAGCCUCACCCCUUCAGGGAGCCCGUGGGUUCAGCGGCGCAAGCAAGUGGCAUCUCAGGAGAGCAGCCCGGUGGGCAGCCCAAUGCUGGGUAGGAAGAUCCAGAAUGCAGACGGCCUGCCGCCGGGCGUAAUGAGGCUCCCACGUGGUCCCGAUGGAACCCGGGGCUUUCACUGUGUCACUGUUGGUGAGAGGGGAAAGACUGCUGCCACUCAGACUUGAUAUGUGGAGCAUCCUUAUGCAUUCCUUAUCCCCCAGAAAUAAAAUAAUAGAUUUGAAAUAUGAGCUGUUCUCGGCCGUGUCGCUCAGUCCAAACCCCACAUUUGAGACUGUGUAGAUAUAUUUUUGUUGAGUGCAUCAGUUUUCAGUCUUUUGUUAUAUUUUUAUACAAUGUUUUGAGUUACCAUGGUAACAUUAGUGAUAUACUAAUGGAAAUUUUGAGUGAGGUAAAUUGAUAUUGCUUUGAAAUGGAUCAUGUCACCUCCAUCGCUUUCUAAACUUGUUCUACAUGGUGUGGACUGGAGAGGGAAUUCCACUUCUUUUUCUUUUUUUUUUUUUUUUUUUUUCUUUUUUGUAAUUGAAAAGUGUCCUCUGUCUUGUGUGUAAAAGCUCACAUUGUCUGUGGAUGAUGUAUAAAUGUGUAAGUGGUAGAGGCAUGUGGACUUGAUAGAUAUAUCACCAUAUGCCUUUUCUGUAUUUGUCUACUGUGAGAUCCAUUUCUACACGCUCUUUAACCAGAGGCCAUAAAUGCUCCACUGCCAUACAGGUUGGACAGUUAAACUUGGAUAUAAUUUUUUUGUUUUGCUUUGUUUUUAUUAUGCCUUUUUUAAUUUUCUGUGUUUUCAGUACACUUGGUUGGGAGGGUUCUCUUUAAGCCCUGUAACUGUUAAUUUGUUCAGAAGGUAGCUGCUUUAUUUAUUUUUUAGGAUUAUUUUUAGUUCUCUUCUUGACAUAUCUGUUUCCAUCAGUCAGUCUAAACUCACAGUGAGGUUUGAGGGAUCAGGUCUGGCAGAGUAAAUGCAUCUAAGCUGGGGUAUUUGUACGGUGCAGAUUCCAGUUGUACAAAUAAACCAUUAAAAUUGCAAUUUGCUUGACUUCUUUUGUUUGUGACACAUUUUGAGGUGGUCAAGGUGGUCAUGAUGACAUGAAACAAUCUUAUUUAUUAGUUCAAUAUGUGAGCAAGACUUAAGUGCGAUACUGUUGCUGUGCCAAGACUUUGGAAGCUUUCCGGACUUGGAAACCAGAAUUGGCACACAUAUUUUUUUCUUUUUAUUUAUUUGUUUUUGUUAGUUUUUUUUUUUUUAAAUGGAUUGCACAGAUGGGAGGAUGAUGGGAAAGUUGGAAUACAAGCUGUAUAAACCCUCCAUGGAAAUAAAUUGACAUUUUCUACCAAAUGA
Messenger RNA from Scatophagus argus, 3370 nucleotides. It is a transcript of the gene larp6a, whose product is annotated as La ribonucleoprotein 6, translational regulator a. The transcript is spliced from 3 exons. Gene Ontology annotation, molecular function: mRNA binding. The record is from RefSeq and is a predicted model, not a curated record. Gene Ontology annotation, cellular component: nucleus. NCBI's taxonomy places the organism in Eukaryota, Metazoa, Chordata, Actinopteri, Scatophagidae. Gene Ontology annotation, biological process: RNA processing. Bases 129 to 2195 code for a protein of 688 amino acids.